AUGGCUUCUGCCACCCCAUUGCAUCCUUCUGCCAAAGAGAGCUUAAAUUAUGCUCAGCUCUGUUGCCUUCUUGUUGAAGUUGGAUCACUUGUGCUAAGGGAGAUCUUUGACCGGGUAUGUCCACCAGGAAACCUUCAUGCAGUUCUGACUGAUCCCACAAACCAUGCCAAACUGCAAUCACUGCGAAAGAAGAGAGUCCUGUGUACUUCCCAGUGGGGGAAACUGUAUCCUACUUCCAAAUCUUCAGUUUCCUCAAAGGACUUUGACACCUGCUUACUGUUAUGUCUUCUGAAGAAUAUCUGGGGUCUGACUCUCCCUGCCUCUGGCUGGAAUAACCUUCCUCCAGGAUCAGACACCUCUCUGGCAGCUGACAUCACUUGCAUCAAGUUUUUCAGGGACAGAGUUUUCAGUCAUGCUGCUAAUGCUUCAGUUGAUGAUCCAACUUUUAGUUUGUACUGGAACAGCAUCAAAGACACCUUUCUGCGCAUUGGAGGGACCUGCUAUGAGGAAGUCAUAGAUGAUCCUACAUUCUAUUAUAUGGAUGCUGAUCUUGAAGAACACUACCAAGAGCUUCUGAGAGAGUGGUUCAAAGAUGAUGACUGUAUCACAGACAAAUGGCAUGAAGACAAAAUUGUGGAAAAGGCCAGGAAAGGAGGGGACAUGGAGGAUUCCUUUGACAUUUCUGAACAAAAUUCAUGGGAGAGAGAGACAGUAAUAAUGCCAGGGGAAAAUACAUCAGCACAGACUGGCAAUAGCAGCCCGCCAGAGCUCAGUGUGAAACUUCCAGAGUUGAGUGAUCUUCCAACAAUCUCUAAUCCUUGGGAAACUGUUGAACUUCCUGUUGAUAUUCUUUUAUUAACAGUGGAAGACUGUGAGUUCUUAAGCUGCUUUGCCUACCUGAAGAAACCCUUUAAGAGUUACCACAUCAGUACUGGCCCUGUGUACUUUGGGUGCAUGGGUGAUGAUCAAGGAAAGAAAAUGAAAAUCGCAUUGAUGAGGUGCUCCAAAGGUCUUGAUGCUCCUGGGGGUUCUUUGUCUGUUUCAAAAGAUGCCAUUUUGCUACUGAGACCCAAGGCUAUUUUUUCUGUUGGUGCCUGCAGUGGUUUGAACAGCAAAAAGGUCAAGUUAGGAGAUGUGGUUCUUUCAGCAAAGCUUAUAACAGCUGCACUCAAAACUCCCCCCAGCAGAGAUAUUGGUAACCUGAUCAAACAUGUGGCUGAUGGGUGGAAGGCACCUUUACAAAAUGCUGAUGAAUAUAAUGCCAAAGUGCACUGUGAUGGAGUGGUUCUGAGUAUCUCAGAGGCAAACAGAGAUAUGAUUAGGAAACAUCCUGAAGCAAUUGCAGUUGAAAUGGAAGGUGGAGGAGUGUAUGCUGCAGCUCAUGAUUUUAAGACAGAAUGGGUGGUAGUCAAGGGCAUCAAAGACUUUGCAGAUGAAAUGCAGUCUUCAAGUAAGAAAUGGAAACAAAUUGCCUGUGUGAUGGCAGCAUCUGUUGUGGCCAACAUUUUGAAUGAUCCAGUCAUAUUCCAAGAUUGGCCUCACUUUAAUGCAGAUGGAUUUGACCCAACUGAAAUUAUUGAUAACAUUCGUCAACACUACAAAAAUCGGGAAGGUUGGCUGGCACUGUUUCCCUGGUGUGAAGACUUCCACUUCUCCUUUGACAAGAUCUACACCAGACUGAAAGUCAUCUACAGAAAGAAAACGAGAGGAAUAGCAACAGACCGAGUUGUUACGAUGUCUGAGAUCUUCAACCAGCACGAAGAAUGUGAAGAACCAAGAGUAGUGUUAAUUGAAGGGAAGCCUGGUAUGGGAAAGACCACUUACUGUAAGAAAGUUGUUGUCGACUGGGCCACAGGAAAACACGCAACCGGAAAUUGCUUCACAAACUUCGUAAUAGUGCUUUUGAUCAAAUGUCGUGAUGUUGAGUCUGGCCUUUGGGAGGCCAUUGAAGAUCAAAUUCUGCCUCGAGAAGUUGGUGAAGACGAACGCGAGAGAUUCUUCGACUUCAUUCGCCACAAUCAAUCUAAUGUUCUUCUGAUACUCGAUGGAUUGGAUGAAGUUUCUGAGAAGAAGCUACCUAUGUUUUCAGAAAUUAUUCAAGGCCGAGUACUGCCAAACUGUCGCGUGGUCGCUACGGCACGACACGAGGCUGGAGUCAAAGUUCGAAAAUACUGCGACACACUGCUAGAGAUUGAGGGAUUUACUGAAGAAGAUGUAAACUCCUUCAUCAGAAAGUUCUUCAGAGACAAAUCAAAACUGGCCGAGCAGCUUAUUGCACACCUAUGUGUUGAUUACAGGUUAUAUGCAAUUUUGACGAAUCCUCUCAACACUGCGCUUCUUUGCCUGGUCUAUGAAGAUUUGAAAGGUGUAUUUCCUGAAAGUAGAACGAAGCUGUACAUGGAAAUAGUGGAGUGUGUACUAAGAAGGUACAGAACAAAGCAGCAACUACCAGAAAACGGUGAAGACCUUGUUGACCUUUACGAAAGGCAAUUGAAACACCUUGGUUCGAUAGCUUUGAAAGGUUUACUUGAAGACAACUUGGAUUUUGACGAGAAGGAGCUUGGAAAACACAAAGCAAGCGAUUUACCUGGAUUUGGAUUUCUGUCAGUUCAGCCUGGAGGCAGUAAACUAAGACCCACUAGACGUUAUAGCUUUCUUCACAAGACUUUCCAAGAAUUCUUCGCAGCAUUCUAUCUCAGUUGUCAGCUUAUCCAGAAAGAAAAAAGCUUGAACAGUAUAGCUGCUGACAAAAAAUAUCGCCAUGAGCUGAAAGAAGUGCUUGUGUUUACAUUCGGUAUGCUUGUAAAACGACGCGAAGAAACAGCGGUAAACCUUCUGAAAAGUAUAGCAACAAAAGAGAGAGAGUUGACACUUAUAUUAGAUUGUGUUCAUGAAUGCAAAAAGGAGAACAAAAAUUUUGUUAAAAAAUUGGCUUCCGCUGUCGGUGCUUCUCUUCAAAUUGAAACUCUUAAUUUUUCAGAUGCAGAAGUAGAUGAAACUGUAGCUGUCUUUUUAAGCCACGUUCUUAAAACAAAUACCACUGUGACAACGUUGAAUUUAGAUGAGAAUAUAGUUGAUGGUAAGGGUGCUGCUGCCCUGGCCGAUUGUUUGAAAGAUAAUACAUCGCUGACAACGUUGGGUUUGAGUGGAAAUAAAAUUGGUGAUGAUGGUGCUGCUGCUCUGAGUGAGUGUUUGAAAUAUAAAACAUCGCUGACAACGUUGAAUUUGGAUUUAAAUGGAAUUGGUGCUGAUGGUGCUGCUGCUCUGGGUGAGUGUUUGAAACAUAAUACGUCGCUGACAACUUUGAAUUUGAGUUUAAAUGGAAUUGGUGCUGAUGGUGCUGCUGCUCUGGCUGAGUGUUUGAAAGAUAGUACAUCGUUGACAACGUUGGUUUUGAGUGAAAGUGAAAUUAGUGAUGAUGGCGCUGCUGCUCUGAGUGAGUGUUUGAAACAUAAUACAUCGCUGACAACUUUGAAUUUGAGUUUAAAUGGAAUUGGUGCUGAUGGCGCUGCUGCUCUGGGUGAGUGUUUGAAACAUAAUACAUCGCUGACAACGUUUGAUUUGGGUUCUAAUGGAAUUGGUGCUGAUGGUGCUGCUGCUCUGGGUGAGUGUUUGAAACAUAAUACAUCGCUGACAACUUUGGAUUUGAGUUUAAAUGGAAUUGGCGCUGAUGGUGCUGCUGCUGCUCUGGGUGAGUGUUUGAAACAUAAUACAUCGCUGACAACCUUGAAUUUGAGACGUAAUGUAAUUGGUGAUGCUGGUGCUUCUGCUCUGGGUGAGUGUUUGAAACAUAAUACAUCGCUGACAACUUUGAAUUUGAGUUUAAAUGGAAUUGGUGCUGAUGGUGCUGCUGCUCUGGGUGAGUGUUUGAAACAUAAUACAUCGCUGAAAACGUUUGAUUUGGGUUCUAAUGGAAUUGGUGCUGAUGGUGCUGCUGCUCUGGGUGAGUGUUUGAAACAUAAUACAUCGCUGACAACCUUGAAUAUGAGACGUGAUAUAAUUGGUGAUUACCCUCAUUUUGCUGAGUGCACGAAAAGUAAUACAUGGCUGACAAAGUUGGCUUUGCUUGAAUAUAGAAUUGGUGGUGAGGGUGCUGCUGCUCUGGGUGAGUAUUUGAAACAUAAUACAUCGCUGACAACGUUGGAUUUGGGUUCUAAUGGAAUUGGUGAUGAUGAUGCUGCUGCUCUGGCUGAGUUUUUGCGAGAGAAUACAUCGCUGACAACGUUGAAUUUGGAGGGUAAUAAAAUUGGUGAUGUUGGUGUUGCUGCUCUGAUUGCUGCGCGGGAGUGUCAUCCAUCUCUGAAAGUAUACUUUUGGUAAAAUAAACCCCUCAUAGAACGUGGCUACCUUGCCUUAUGACCAACUUUAAGAAGCGUUUACGUCAGGAAUAAGCAGCGAUUACUGACUCUGACCUUGAACAGGGUAAAUGUACAAUAGCUUCUAUUUAUCGAUAUGAGUAUUAGUAUAAGACUUACGUAGCAUCUGUUUGCCAAGAUUAUUUACGUUUGUAAGAGCUGUUAUAAAAGCUUGCACGUUUAGAGACCGUUACACUUUAUUACAAUCUUAUCUAUACAGCUUUUACCUUUUCACGUUUAAUUGAUAAAGCUGAUAAAAGAAACUAUGCUUCAUCUGUAACGCGCGUGCGUGUAAACCACCAGAUUAUCCGCGCGAGGAUAAUUUGGAAACAUUGAACUGCCUCGGAUUUUGUUGUAGUUGAAAAUCGGAUGUAAUAUAUUUUUUGUCUUUAGCAAUAAAUUCUGCUCACAUAUUUUUUCUUGAGAGGGACUGCCAUAAUUGGUUUAAGGUUAGAGUAAUUAUUCUUUGGUGAUCAGUUACUUGAUUCUCAUAAACUUACUUUAGUGUGAUAAUGUGCUGACACUUUUAAGUCCUGUGAGAAAUUUGAAGUUGAUAAUUCUUAGGGUGCAAAGAGUUAAUUAAUAGAGUUGUAGCCAUGUUGUAUGGUAAGACUCUUUAUGAUGACUACAUGAGGCUUUGUUGUAGGCUGUGAAGAACAAUCUAUUUUUCGAAGUGAACUUUUUUUAGAAAAGUUGUUACAAGACAUUUUUUAAUUUUG
Pocillopora verrucosa is the source of this 5074-nucleotide messenger RNA. The record is from RefSeq and is a predicted model, not a curated record. Lineage: Eukaryota; Metazoa; Cnidaria; Anthozoa; Scleractinia; Pocilloporidae.